Anopheles funestus (African malaria mosquito) is the source of this 5782-nucleotide messenger RNA. RefSeq lists its product as uncharacterized. Gene Ontology annotation, biological process: double-strand break repair via synthesis-dependent strand annealing; interstrand cross-link repair; replication fork reversal. Lineage: Eukaryota; Metazoa; Arthropoda; Insecta; Diptera; Culicidae. Gene Ontology annotation, molecular function: four-way junction DNA binding; 3'-5' DNA helicase activity; ATP binding. The record is from RefSeq and is a predicted model, not a curated record. The transcript is spliced from 3 exons. Bases 828 to 4982 code for a protein of 1384 amino acids.
AUACGGCAGAUGAAAGCAAAGUACCAAGAAAUUUAUUGCGCUGUGGUAUUUUGUGUAAAAAUAACAUUUGCUUUUUCAUAUCUUCCGAAGAGAGAUGACAGUAGCGCUAAUGCUGUUGUGUACCACCAAAAUUCUGUUGGUGUUUUCAAUUUCUUGCAAGAUGCAUUAUCAAUCUUUAAUUCGAACAAACAUUUGAUAGCCACAACACGCAUCUUCCUCCCAAAAACAAAGUGUAAUUUUAAGGCGCAUUAUUGAAAGAACCCGAGGGAGAUGGUAGGUAUUUUGACAAACAGAAAGAAUUGCGCGUUGUAUAGAAAUCAAUACUCUGCAAUAGUUCGUAACAGCAUUUUACUAUGUUCCAACAGCAGCAUUUAAAGUGAAAAUGUCUUCUUUUGAAAGGAAAUCUUUGUUGCAUGGAAAGUUUUCAUUUUAUUUUCAUAUUUUACUUUAUUUAUUCCUCCAAAUUAUGGUAUUAAUAAGGUUAAAAUGUUUCAAUAAACCUAAUAAAGUAUACUUUUCAAGAUCUGGUACAAAUUUUAAAAAUAAGGAUUUGAAUUGUGAUUUGUGUUCUGCAGAAGUUGGACUUGGUGCUACCCCGGUGAAAAAUAAAAACCAAAGUUUAAACGUCAAAAGUUGUCAACAAUUUACAAUUUGCAAAGAAGCGGGUACAUUGCAUCGCGGGAAGUGUGUUUUAUAUCGUGUUUAAUAUUUUUAGUGCCUAGCCAUAUUUGUUAUACACGAUUUAGUGAUACUUUUUUUAUAUUUUAAAUGUGAUAUUUAAAGUGGUGUUACGGAACAUUCGAACAAAUCAAACUGCAAUCAACACGAUGGCGCGAAACACAUCGAACGAUUCCCUGGAUGAUAUCGAGAACAGAUCCGAUGUGCUGAACCAAACUAGUUACUCAUUGCAGGAUAAUUCAGCGUUGCGAAACGAUAUGUUCGAAUUAAACGAUAUGGAGCUGUUGGACACGAGCGUAACGGAUCUGCUAGACGAUCCGUACAGAAUGAAACUGCGGCGGAAUGGCAACUGCGACGGAUUCGACCAAAGCCUCGGUGACAGUUGGAUUUACCCGGCAAACUAUCCGAUGAGACGGUAUCAGUUCACGAUCACAGAGGCAGCGCUGUUUAAGAACACGCUCGUUGUCUUACCGACCGGGCUGGGCAAAACCUUCAUAGCGGCGGUCGUGAUGUACAACAUCUACCGCUGGUAUCCUACUGGGAAGGUUAUCUUCAUGGCACCGACCCGCCCGCUCGUCAGCCAGCAGAUCGAGGCAUGCUACCGGAUCAUGGGCAUACCACGGUCGGAUACGGCGGAGGUUACCGGGAAGCAACCGCGCCACAAACGCUCCUCCCUGUGGCAAAUGAAGCGAGUUUUCUACGCCACGCCGCAGGUCGUGCUGGCGGAUCUCGAAGCGGCCGAACAAAUGUUUCCUGUCCAACAGGUACGGCUGAUCGUGAUAGACGAAGCGCACAAGGCAAAGGGACGGUAUGCGUACACGGAUGUAAUACGGCGGAUAGCCGAACGCAAUCCAUACUUUCGUGUGUUGGCACUGUCCGCGACACCCGGUCGCACGCUGGAGGAUGUUGCCGAAGUAAUCAGGAAUCUGCUCAUCUCGCAUGUUGAGGUGCGCUGGGAAAACUCGAUCGAUGUGUUGCCGUACGUGUUCCGCAAGGACGUGCGCACCAUCGUGAUACCGCUCGGGCAGACGAUUGCUCGCGUGCGGAAGGAUCUGCUGCGGUUAGUCAAUCCCUACCUGCAGCGUUUACUCGAAUCGAACGUGUUUAUGCAGUAUCCCGGCACCAUAACGCCUGGCAUGCUCAUUAUGAGACAGAAACAAUUUCGAGAAAAUGCGCUUCACCAGCGCCAUCCAAAUCAUAGCACUAUUUUAGCUGAUUUCGGCGUUUGCAUCAGCAUGUAUCAUGCGCUCGAUUUGCUCGUGAAGCACGGUAUACGGACGUUUUUGAACUUCUUCGACGAUGGUGCGGGGGCAAACGUGCAAGAGAAAUAUUUCGUCGCAAAGGAUCGACAAAUCAAAACCUUUCUGGAGCAGCUACGGGAACAGUUUCAUCAUCGGCAGCAGCAGCAGCAGCAGCAAAUUUCGAACGAUUCGACCAUUAUAACCGGAAACGAUGAUAUUGAUUUUGGGCAUCCGAAGUAUCGCAUACUGGAACAGCAGCUGAUGACAUUUUUUAAACAAUUCCCAGACUCGAAAGCGAUUGUGUUUUGCGAGUUUCGAGAUUCGGUUUCAAUGAUCAAACGUAUGCUAGGCAACAAUCAACCUUUGAUACGACCAAACUGCAUUGUUGGACAAGGUGGAGCCAACGGUGUUCGAGUAGCACAACAGGAACAGAUUGACGUCAUGCGUCACUUCCGUUCUGGUACUUACAACACCCUGAUCGCAACAUGUGUCGCCGAGGAAGGCAUCGACGUUGGUGAGGUCGAUUUAAUAGUGUGCUUUGACAUUGCAAAAAAUCCGAUGCGAUUCGUGCAGCGGAUAGGCCGUACGGGGCGGCAACGUGUCGGGCGUGUGCUGAUGCUCGUUACCGAGGGUGAGGAACAUGACACACUGAAGCAGGUGCUCGCAUCGAAGGACAAAACGAACCAACAGCUGGCCCGUAGCAAAGAUAUAUUGGGUAUCCUUUAUCCACAUUCGCCCCGUCUCGUACCGGCCGGGUUACAACCCGAGUGCGUAACAAUGUACAUGAACAUUCCCGACGAGCAAGCAACGGUACGUGACGCAGGUGCGGAUUCGUCCGACGGCGAUGUUCACACUACUACUAAGGACAGUGGUCGGAAGAGAAAAUAUACCAGACGAAAGAAUGAAGCGAACGAUGCAGUCGAACCGUCGCCGAAACGAAAUAAGACCACCACGAAAACGCGAGACGUAAGAGAUUUUUUUCCACUGCAACGAACGGAUGUGCUGGAUGCUAAUGAGCGGGAUAUUUUUGCAGUAGAAUCACCUAAACAGAGAGACAAAAAUAGUUCGAACGAUCGGUUGGAUAUAGGAAAUACAUCCAUACCGAUCGAUAAAACAAUUCGUCAAGGUCGCACGGACGCUCAAGUUGCUAUCGACGCACUUAUACAACCCUUGGUGCGGCAUUACAAACAAUUGUGCCGGCAAAAGUUUCUGUACGGUCAGAAGCUACUACAUGCUGCUAGGCACGACAAAAUAGUUGAGCAGGAACCACCCAUUAACGUACCAGUGCUGGAUGAUCCGCUUGAUCUUCCGGAGUUGGUACCACACGAGACGGGUGGUGGUGUAGAUGUGCAGAGUCAAGCUGCUGAUGAGAGUUUAGCUACGGACAGGUCUAUUUCGAAUCUCUUCGAUUCGUCGUUCUGUGCGCUGGAAACGACGUUUACCGGCACAUGCCUGUGGGAAGGUACAAGUAAGCCGGCAAAAGAACCUAUAAACGGUAGCGAUAAAAAAACACGCUUAUCCACACUAAAAAAACUCAAGAAGCAAUGCACCUCCUCACCGAAGGAUUUAUGCAACAGUCCACUUUUGCUGGCAUUUAACCGUUCGGUGCAGAAAAGUAAAACUCCAAAACAAGCCAUACUCGCAUGCUCUAGUCCCAGCAUCACUAAUCGUACUGCUGCUCCAUCACAACCGAUAAAAGAGUCUAGGGGUAACGUUUCACAAGGGAUGGUUUUCGAAUAUUUUCAUCUUAAAAGUUUGGAAGAUAUCUUUGAGGACGAUAGCGCUGAUGAGUUAGUGCCGGAAAGAGUUACUGCAGUUAGCGAACGAAAGCAAACGGACGAAAAGACGGCUCCCAAGGAACCAUCUAUCAGUAGGAAUCUGUUCGGUGAGCUUAAAUCCGAGCGAACAACGAAUAUACCUGAGGAACUUGUGACGGAGGAGGAGCGGACGAAUCUCGAAAUUAUCUCGGAUAACCGGAACAAAACUGAGACCAUGUUAGAAAAUGGUCGUAAGAAAAGUUGGAAAAACUUUGACUUAGGUACCGCUGAGUUAGUGUUCGAGGAUGAGAGCAUUAACGAAUGCAGGCCCUAUAGCACAACACAAUCUAAAGUUUGUAGUCCCAAAAAAUUGUCAACCUUACGUUUGCAAAAUCGCAAAACCGAGGGUGGCGACAUUAACCGAGACGAGAUGUACUGUCUCCCUGGUAAAUCACCAUAUUUUGAAGCUUCUUAUGCGAAACGGUCACCAGUACGAAGUGUGGAAAAUGCGAAGCAACCAUGUGAGAUAAGUGACCCGGUAGACAAUAAUUCCCAGACUGAACGUGUAGACAUGGAUGAAAGUAUUAUCGGGCAACAGAUUCGACGUGUUACCGCUCAUAGAAUCAAUUCCAGCACGGAGAGCUUGAUGGAGGAAAGAAAUGACGGCGAAUCUCAAAGUAUUUUUCACCGUCCGAAGUCACCAGUAAGCGUCGAAGAGAAAGAGGACGACAUUUUCCAUUCUGCUGUUGAGAUACGCUCUUCGAAUGCGUCAAAUCGUCGAAACAAACAACGAAAACCUAAACGUGCUGGUCGCGAAUUUCUACAAACACAAGCUGCAGUUUCGGAUGAUGACGACGGGUACGGCGAUAAUGUCGAUGAUGAAGAUGAUGACAUGAACGCACUGUCAGGGUUCAUUACUGCUUCUGACGAUGAGCCUUGUACGGUGGACAUGCGUGCGGUUUAUUUACAGUCCGUGCGCAGUCCGCUUGUACGCCGUGGGGCCUUCAAAAUGCCAUCCAAUGGAUUAUGUAAUGCGGCCCAUCGUUCAAUACUAAACAACACCGAUAUACACUUCACGGAAGAGGAUGAAGUGGAUAUGGCUGAAGAGGACUUGCAGAUGUCGUUCAUCAACGACAACACUAUGGUGAGUUCGGACUCUGAACUGUCUGAGCUUGAGAUGGCCGAACGGUUGAUCAAGAGGCGUCGCCGAAGUAACAAGCAGACAAACGGAUCCGUUAAACAAUCUUCUGCAGCAAACAAGAAACGACGGCGCCGUAUCGUAUCGUUAUCCUCCGACAGCGACUGAUAGCUACUGCUUUUAAAAUUUAAGGUAAAAUACUAGGCCAUAUAAAUAACAGCUAUUCGACAGAUGGUAAUAAACAUGUUUCUUAUGGCUAAUUUAAUUACUUCUAUUUCAUUACGGUGUACAAAUAGUGUAAGGUAAUACUAGUCUAUCAGUAACAUAAAGGUUAAAGCUUCAAUAAAAUUGAUACACGGAUAAAGAGAUAUCCAAGUUCAAGAUCCAAGAUAUCCAAGAAGCAAGAUCCUGUCCCUAAUUAUCUACUGCAGAUUUGCGUUUGAUGAAACACAAUGUGCCGAAAGCUUUCAAAGUGGGUUUAUUAGAGGAAUCUUGAAUAUGAGGCAAAUCCUGCAUAACUUACAUAACUUAAAUACCAGAUCUUCAAGCAGCAUCUACUUCUACAGGCUUGAAGGCGGCCUAUAGAACAUUAGGAAGUAGUCUCCGGGAUAUCCAGGAUAUCCUGGGAAGCGCAAUCCCUUUCUGCCUCCGCUCAGAGGGACCUUGAAGAAUGGAAAUGAUGUAUGAAUGUUGGUAACAGAAGAAAGCCUUUCUUCUAGUCACGGCCCACUCGCCAACAGGAUCAUAUGAGAAAGGGACUCCUUUUCUAUCUAAUCGUUAAGCGCCUGCGAUGGGUUAAGAAACGCUGACACUAGGCUGUAUCGAACUUAAUUAAAAAAAGGCAAAUUAAAGUAGAAUUAUAAAAAAGGACAAAUUUAGUUGUUAGCAAUGUUUAGGUAUACAAGGACAAAUUAUAAAAAAAUAGAUCAAGGUCAAUUUGAAGCCUCAUCGAAGAGGUUAGAACUCGU